Alnus glutinosa is the source of this 4363-nucleotide messenger RNA. RefSeq names its product chloroplastic group IIA intron splicing facilitator CRS1, chloroplastic. Gene Ontology annotation, molecular function: mRNA binding. The record is from RefSeq and is a predicted model, not a curated record. The transcript has 11 exons. Lineage: Eukaryota; Viridiplantae; Streptophyta; Magnoliopsida; Fagales; Betulaceae. Gene Ontology annotation, biological process: RNA splicing, via transesterification reactions. The coding region runs from base 87 to 2375 and encodes 762 amino acids.
UAGUAUGAGAAUGAAGAAAGUGACACCAAAAUCAAUCUCACAGUCUCAGCUCUGCAUAUCCUCCCACCACCAAUCUCGCCCCAUCAAUGUCUGUAACUCUCUUUCUCUCUCGAUCACCCUCAUACCUCAUCAUCUCAUCUUCCUUGAACUCAAAACCUCCCAGAACCCCCAAACUCACCCCAACCCCCACAAACCCAGAGUUCUCAGUCUCCGUAAAGCAACCCCUUUCGCAAUCCGAUGCCGCCAUUAAGAUGCCCGCAGCUCCAUGGAUGCAGGGUCCCCUUCUUCUCCAACCCCACGAAGUUAUUGACUUCUCUAAACCCAACAACAACAACAAGAGCUUAAACAAUGCCAAGGUCGAGAAGGCCGAUAAGGCGCUGACUGAGAAAGUAGGCGUGAGAGGGACGAGAGCAGUGAACAAGAUCGCCAGAAGCAUCGAAAAGCUCCGAAAGAGUGAGAGUUCAGAUGAAGCCCAGAAGGAUUCUGGGGAAUUUGGAUUUGGGGAUUGCUUGGAACAGCUUGGGGAAGAUAAGGGUUCGAGAAAUGUCCGGAAAAUGCCGUGGGAAAGGGACGAGGGGUUCAUUUUUAGGAGGACGAAGAAGGAAAAGGCGGAGACUGAGGCAGAGUUGAGGCUUGACCAGGCGUUGCUUGCGAGGUUGAGAGGUGAGGCUGCAAGGAUGAGGCAGUGGGUGAAGGUUAAUAAAGCUGGGGUGACUCAAGGUGUAGUUGAUGAGAUUAGAAUGGUUUGGAGGAGGAAUGAGCUUGCUAUGUUAAAAUUUGAUGUCCCUUUGUGCCGGAAUAUGGAUAGAGCACGAGAAAUCGUCGAGAUCAAGACGGGAGGCCUGGUUGUUUGGAGUAAGAAAAAUACUCUCGUUGUCUAUCGAGGAUGCGGGUAUCAGUCAUCUUUGAAUAGCUUUGUAAAGACGCAUGCAGGGGUUGCUGGCAGUCGAGUGGUGCCUUAUUACGAAAUUAACUCCAUCGAAAGUGGUUUAGAUGAAAAGAUGUGCAGAAAGGAAAGUGAGGGGAAGACUUUACCAAGUGCUGUCUUUUUAAAAGAGGAUUUGAAUAGCCAACCAAUUAGUGGAUCUCUUUAUGAGAGGGAAACAGAUAGAUUGUUGGAUGGCUUGGGACCCCGCUUCAUUGACUGGUGGAUGCGCAAGCCUUUGCCCGUAGAUGCGGACUUACUUCCUGAAGUGGUUCCUGGAUUCAGGCCUCCUUUUAGGCUUUGUCCGCCGCAUGCUAGAGCAAAGCUGGCAAAUGAUGAAUUGACAUACUUGAGGAAGCUUGCUCACCCUUUACCUACUCAUUUUGUCCUUGGGAAAAACAGAAAACUUCAAGGCUUAGCUGCAGCCAUCUUAAAACUUUGGGAGAAAAGUCUUAUUGUGAAGAUUGCUCUGAAGUGGGGAAUCCCAAAUACAAACAAUGAGCAAAUGGCAUAUGAACUCAAGCAUCUUACAGGAGGAGUUCUUUUGCUGCGUAAUAAGUUUUUGAUGAUACUUUAUAGAGGCAAGGACUAUCUUCCUGGCAGAGUUGAAAAUUUAAUAGUGGAGAGAGAAACCGAGCUCAAAAGAUGCCAACUUUAUGAAGAAGGUGCACGGCUGAAAGCAAUUGAAGCCAUUUGUGUGGAUAAUGGAUCAAUGGAAAACACUAGCACAUCUGGAACUUUAUCAGAAUCCCAGUAUAUCCAAACAGAGUUCAGGGACCUGAAAAACAGAAAUACAGAGGGAGAAAUCAAAUUGGAAGCCGAAAAGCAAAGAUUAGAGAGGGAACUAAAAGAGCAAGAGCGCAAGCUUUUCAUUCUUAAUGUAAAGAUAGAGAAGUCGAUGAAGGAGUUAUCAAAGUUGAAUGGUGCAUGGGCACCUGCUGAACAGGAUGCAGACCAGGAAAUGAUAACAGAAGAGGAGAGAAAAUGUUUCCAGAAAAUGGGACUGAAGAUGGAUAGUUGUUUAGUGCUUGGCAGGCGUGGCAUCUUCGAUGGUGUAAUAGAAGGCUUGCAUCAACACUGGAAGUACAGAGAAGUAGCCAAGGUGGUCACAAUGCAGAGAUUGUUUCGACAGGUCAUUUAUACUGCUACAUUGCUUGAAGCAGAAAGUGGUGGAAUUCUGGUUUCAGUGAACAAGCUAAAAGACGGUCAUGCUAUAAUUAUUUACCGUGGGAAGAACUACAGACGGCCUCUGAAACCGGUGCCUGAGAAUCUUCUAACUAAGAGAGAAGCAUUACAUAGAUCCCUUGAGAUGCAGAGAAUUGGAUCGCUGAAGUUUUUUGCUUAUCAGAGACAGCAGACAAUCACAGAUUUGAAACGGAAAUUGGCAGAUCUGCCGGAGAGCAGGUCUACUGAUCAAAGAGAAUGUGAAGUUUCACAAACCAUUAGGUGAUAGAUUUAGCAUGCCGUGAUUCCCAUUACAUGUUCAGCUUAUUUGAGGGAGGAAGGAUGUGGAUUUGCCAUGGGAUGGGAAUUCUCCAUCUGCUUGCCACCAAAUUACUUUACAAGAUUGUUAGGCUGGGGUAGAAAGUACUGGCUUAAAACGUUAGAGUGUGGAGCUACAGUUAAUAAUGCCGGAGGAAGUGUAGCAAUCACUUACAGGGGUAAACCAUCAGAGUAGUCUGCGCUGGUGUGAAGGAGACCAGAAAAGAAACGUUUGGGUUUAGAUCAGACAAUCAAAUAAGUCAUUCAAAGUUCUCCGGCUAUCGUGUUCAUUCAAUGCCUAGUCAAGGAUUACAUUCCACAUACAAAAUUUCUAAUAAAUUUCAGCGUAGAGCCUCGAAACUGAAUUUGAAAGGAUUUGGAGAGGAUGUUGUGGACCUCCUGCUGGACUUCCCCAAGGGGAAGAAGGAAAAGGCUUGGGUGGUACUUGAAUAUAACUUCAUGACUUCCUUCUAACAUAUCAACUACCUUAUCCAUGGAAGGCCGGUUAGCUGGAUUAGAUUGUAUGCACCACAAACCCACUAGAAUCAUCUUUCUUGCAAGCUCUUUCCCGGCUUUGUCCAUGUUCAAGAGCAGUUUUAGAUCCCCUUCUAAUUCUAUAUGCUUGUGGAUCCAGUGUGGAAAAUAUAUUUUACUGCUAUGUUUGAAUCCUGCAUCAAUGUUCUUUCUUCCUGCAACCAUUUCUAGAAUCAUCAUUCCAUAGCUAUAAGCCUAUAAACAUCAGAUUUGUGUGAAACUAUUCCGAAGUUUCUUGAAAAUACUUCUGGUGCAAUGCAUCCAACUGUUCCUCUUGCACCCAACAGUGACAUAGUACUCUCUUUUCUGUUGCAUAACUUAGCAAGACCAAAAUCUGAGAUCUUUGGACGGAAAUCUUGGUCCAAUAGGAUAUUUUGUGGUUUUAUAUCAAGAUGGAGGAUUUGUGUAUUACAGCCCCGGUGCAAGUACUCUAGGCCAUGUGCAAUGCCAAUUGCAAUGUAGUAAUUUUUUUCCCAUCCUAAAUGGGGACUUCUGUUUAAUUGGUUCUCAUCAUAUAUGUAUUUUUCAAGAGAUCCAUUUGGCAUGAAUUCGUAGAUAAGAGCUCCUUUAGAUCCUUCAAAACAGAAACCCAGAAGGGUGACAAUGUUUACAUGGGCAGUUCUACUGAUGCUGGCAACCUUUUUAAGAAAUUCUUCUCCAUUACAUUCGGACUUGCACAAAACGUUCACUGCCACCAGACAGUCAUCAGACUUCUUUCUCAGGCAACAAAGAAUGACUAGUGUCACUGUAAUACUGCAAACUCCCACCAUUGAUCCUGCAUACAUUUAAGACAGCAAACACCAGAGACAUACAUCCCUUCAAGUUAGGAGAGAGAUUUGAAACCCCAAAGCUCAAAGAACCCUCUGCCAACGUUGUUCCCAGAUGCCGACACUGGGGAUGUGUAUGUGCAUGCAUGAUCACUGUGCUGGAGUUUUGAUAGGCCACAAGGGCUUGUGCUCCUCUCAUUCCUUGCGCUUAAGGGUUGAUGGCCCAAGCAAUCCAUCUCGAAGUUGAGGUUCCCGUGUUCUAUACGCAAUAUCAACUUUGUUGGUUGAUUGCUCAUAGCUCCAGAGAAGGAAAGCAUUCAAAACAGGAAGGUCUUGGCAUGAGCUGUAUACCCUGUUGCUAGAGAAACUAUUGCCUUUUGAGCUGGGAAUUAAUUAUUGUGUGUGUGUGUGUGUGUGUUUUUUUUUUUUUUUUUUAAAAAAAAAAUAAAAUUUGUCAUUGUUGUUUGGGUUCAAUUCUAUUGUGGGUCCUUGAUUCUUAUUUUUAUGUGACAAAAUGGUUUCUAAGACAAAUGGGUUCUCAUUUUUGUGUACUCAAAACGCAUAAAAACGUCAACUUUGUAUUUAGUUUUAAUUUGUACAAUUAAAGAAAUUGAAGAAUCUGUAAAAUUGAUGGCAAUCAUGGAAUUGGAGUCAA